This is a messenger RNA of Heterostelium album PN500, 1026 nucleotides long. RefSeq lists its product as uncharacterized. The transcript is spliced from 4 exons. NCBI's taxonomy places the organism in Eukaryota, Evosea, Eumycetozoa, Acytosteliales, Acytosteliaceae. The record is from RefSeq and is a predicted model, not a curated record. Bases 1 to 1026 code for a protein of 341 amino acids.
AUGAUUAAGAUUCGUUAUAUUCCAACGAUAUCAUCAUUUACAAUCUCUGAAGAAAUAAAAUAUAAUAGUCCAAAUUCAAUUGUAUUGAUAAAUAAGAAUUUUUUAAAUCAAUAUAAAUUCUAUUCAUUAAAUAGUGAUAAAAAUAUUGUAUUGCAAUCUUCAACCCUUUCAAAUAUUUCAAAUACUUUAAUUGGUUUUAUAAAUGAUGAUCAAUUAUUAUUUUUAAAUCAAACAGAUAUCAAUAUAUUAUCAGUCCCAAAUGGAAAAAUACAAACAAUUGGAAAUAUAACUGAUAGAAAUUUCUUUGGUUUGCUAAAAUCUCCAUUCUACGAUGAUAAUCAUAACUGUUUAGUUGGAUUAUCACUUAAUAAAACUGGAGGAGUAGAAGGAAGAGUUUUAGAUAUGGAAAAUCAAAAAAUGUUUACAUGCGCAAGUGGAUUCUUUUUGAGUCACUCAUGGAUAGUAGAUUCCAGCUAUGAUUAUCAAAAAGGAAUAUUGUAUACAAUAAUAGAAGUUAAUAAUAAUAGUACUUGGUUAUCAAGUUUUAACAUAGAAUCAUGUAGUUUUAAAUAUCAGCUGUUAAGCAAUCUUCCAAUUAAAAUCAACGCGACAUCAACUGGUUCACUUUCAAACUACAACGGUACAUUGUAUCUUGCAGUUAACAGUGACAACGACAAUUCUUUCCAACUCUUUACAAUCAACACUGAAACACUAAAGAUUGGUUCAAUCAAACAGAAUAAUAACUUCAAAACAAAAUCUAUCAGCUACUCGUUGAAUAGAUAUUACUCUGGUUUGGUUUCAUCGGAUUACAAAACAUUGCUUAUUAUCGAUUUACAACUUCAAUCAAUAUCCAAAGAAAUUCAAUUGAAUGGACCAACAGCAACAACAGAAAUCAACAAUUACUAUUAUACCUUCACCUCUAAAUCCAUUGAUGAUCCACCAACAAACUAUGGAAAUACUGGCGUUGCAUACACUAAUAGAUCUAGUUUCGUCAUUUUUAUAAAUAUGGUUUGGGAAGGGGGCUAG